Messenger RNA from Liolophura sinensis, 1402 nucleotides. Its product is annotated as protein FAM185A-like. Lineage: Eukaryota; Metazoa; Mollusca; Polyplacophora; Chitonida; Chitonidae. The coding region runs from base 94 to 1068 and encodes 324 amino acids. The transcript is spliced from 4 exons. The record is from RefSeq and is a predicted model, not a curated record.
GGUACAGCACGAUUUUGUAAAAUCUGUCAAUACAGAGAAGGCUUCUUACAUAAUUAAGUCACCUUUCAUCACAGGUAUUCAGACUAAGUAAUAAUGUUGAAGUUUGACAACUUGCGUGCAUUGGACAAGAGUCUUAGAGGCGUUGCGGGUGAAAUUUUUAAGAACACGGUGUGUGCUGGCUGCGUGAAAGGUAUUCCCCGUGGGCAAUGGCAGUUGUCGAGGAAAGUCUCAGAGUCACACUCAACUUUCUCGCCGAUGAGCGAUAACGCAGUGGUAGCCAGGGCAAAAUGUAUCUAUUGGGAUGUUGUCAGGCACCCUUGGGCUCCUAUAACAGAGUCAGUAAAACGCUUCGCAAGCAGUACUUCACAGAAUCAUCCAGACAAGUUUGACAGUUUACACUUGUUAGAAUCUUGGAAUGGCGUUGUCCACCCCUUUGGAAAGUUGCGUGUUUCAGGACCAUUCAACGUUCACAUUUCCUCGUUAAAUCCUCACGAACAUCCAGGAAUGGACAGAGCGUUCGUUUCCAUCUAUGCCCAGAAGGCCAAUGAAAAAGAAAUUUGGCAUUGUGGAGAUUCGGUUAAGACAAAGGUUAAUGUUUCAGACCAAGGCAAAUUGCUGAGCAUCACCGGAUUGAAAAAGGAAGAGUCAAAGGAUGGGGCAACACCCUCCCUGGAGUGUGUUCUCCAUGUCCCAAUAAAAUUUGGUAUUGAUUUAGAAGUGGAAGAAAAUUGCUGUGUGAAUGUUUCGAGCGUAGAGAGCACAGGUGUGAAAAUAAAGCUGGAUAUGGGAGACUGUGUUCUCAGCAACAUCAGGGUACGACUGGAUUUGCUGGGGUUGAAAGUGUUGGAGGAAAUAUUAGAUGUGAAAAACAUAUUACAGGGUAACAUCGAUCUGAAGACAGGACAAGAUGGGGCUGUAUUUGGUGAAAAAUUCCAGGGUUCUCAAAUAAGAGUGCAGACAAUAUGCAGGUCAGGUACAGAUCCAGACUAUAUAUGGAGAAAAUGGGGUGUUUUUGGUCAAACACUGGCACCAUUCACCUGGGAAGUUGCCAUGGAGACACAUCUAUAGAUGUGUAUAAUGGCAAUAUCAAUAUUGGUAAAAUUCACCAUGGAAUUAAUAAAUUAUAAGGUUCAUUGUGAAAUACAUGCAGUUCAAGUUUAAAGACAAUUUGUGAAUUUAUUUGUCAAUUUCUGUGGUCAUGGAUUUUCUGAAUUGGUAGAAAGACAAUUGGCUAUGUGGAUGGGGAGCCUAGAGCCUUUCACUUGGCAAACUUACAUAUAGCGUAAAGUUUAAAUAUUUUUCAAUAUCAUACGUACACAAUGUCACUGCAGAUGGUAACAACUUUAACACCCAGAAUCACUUUACCAAUUUUUCUGCAAUUCUUAAUUUUUUCAAUCGUUCU